Micromonas commoda is the source of this 1538-nucleotide messenger RNA. It is a transcript of the gene HEMB, whose product is annotated as delta-aminolevulinic acid dehydratase chloroplast precursor. Lineage: Eukaryota; Viridiplantae; Chlorophyta; Mamiellophyceae; Mamiellales; Mamiellaceae. Bases 351 to 1538 code for a protein of 395 amino acids. Gene Ontology annotation, molecular function: zinc ion binding; porphobilinogen synthase activity. The record is from RefSeq and is a predicted model, not a curated record. Gene Ontology annotation, cellular component: cytosol. Gene Ontology annotation, biological process: heme biosynthetic process. The transcript is spliced from 4 exons.
UCAAGGUAUCUAUAUACAGUCAUAUACACAUGGUAGAGGAUUUGUACGGAUGCUCCGUCGGCACUAAAAGCUGUACGAAGGUAGACUACGAACCUUCGUACCUUCGUAGUAGUCAAGAGUCACUGUAUGUGCAGCACUGAUAAAAUUCAUUUUCAACCAGCAGCAUUUGAAUGGGCACGUGUGCUGCGGGUGGACUGGAAAAUUCAUUGGAUGACGUGGCGGGAAAUGGUUGGCCGGAAAAAACAAAGGAUACACCAAAAACUAUUCGUGCAAGCCUCCGCACAAGGGCUCUGCGUGUACACUUAACCGCCCUGUAGUCACAUCGGAAGAACCGAAUCUUCAGAUAUAAGAUGAGCGGAUUCUCCCAGAUCCGAGUUGGCGCAUCGGUGCGCAAUUCAUCUCGACUGACUUGGUCUGAUGCCACUCGUCGUACUUGCUCCCCAAGCUCGAAGGCUGCGGACGUCGACCUCGCGCCACCGACCAAACGUGUGCCCCCCAAACUUCCCGACGGAACGCCGAUUGUGCCGCCUCAAGACCUCGCUUCGCGCCCACGCCGCAACCGCCGAAGCGCAACUGUCCGAGAGGCCUUUCGUGAGACAAUAUUGACUCCAGCAAACUUCAUUUACCCUAUUUUUGUUCACGACGGCGAGGACGAUAUCCCGAUUGACUCGAUGCCCGGACAAUCGCGUCUUGGCUGGAGAACCGGUAUGAUCGACAAGGUGCGCGAGGCACGUGCGACCGGUGUGAACCAAGUUGUGGUCUUUCCCAAGACGCCAGACCACCUGAAAUCAGCCACAGCGGAAGAGUGCUUCAACCCAAAUGGGCUAGCACAGCGGUCAAUUUCACUCCUUAAGGACACGUUUCCGGACCUUGAAGUCUACACGGAUGUCGCACUUGAUCCGUACAACACGAUGGGACAUGACGGCAUGGUUAGAUCCGACGGCGUAAUCUUGAAUGACGAGACUGUGUACUACCUUUGCAAGCAGGCUGUCUCCCAGGCUCGAGCUGGUGCUGACGUUAUCUCUCCCUCUGACAUGAUGGAUGGUCGUGUAGGCGCCAUUCGUGAGGCGCUCGAUGCUGAAGGUUUCACGAAUGUAGCAAUCAUGUCAUAUACUGCCAAGUAUAACUCUGCUUAUUACGGUCCGUUUCGAGACGCGCUAGCAAGUGCUCCACGUCCAGGCAAUGAAGAAUGGCGUAUACCGAAAGACAAAGCAGAAUACCAGAUGGACCCUGCGAACUUCAGAGAAUGCCUUCGGGAAGCUGCCCUUGAUGAAGCUGAAGGUGCUGAUAUCAUGAUGGUCAAGCCCGCAGGGGCGUAUCUGGACAUUAUACGUGCUCUCAAGGAUAGUACAACCCUUCCUAUAAGUGCCUAUCAGGUGUCUGGUGAGUAUUCCAUGCUAAAGGCUGCGGCCGCUGCAGGAUACUUGAAUGAAAGGGAUGCUGUUCUUGAGAGUCUCAUAUCAAUUAAACGAGCCGGGGCAGAUUUGACUCUGACUUACUUUGCUGUUGAUGCCGCUAAAUGGCUGCAAGAAGCAUGA